UUCGUCAAAGUAAUCGAAAAGUGAAGCAAGCGGAUUGACAACGUAGUAGCAAAUAAACGGAACAAUUUUAUAAGUUAUUUAGGUGUGAUAAUUGCAAAAAAAAAAGUUACAGCCAGUGUUUCGAAAAAAUUAUCAAAAUGCAGAUCUUCGUAAAAACUUUGACGGGAAAGACCAUCACCCUGGAGGUGGAGCCUUCCGAUACGAUCGAGAACGUGAAGGCCAAGAUCCAAGACAAGGAGGGAAUCCCUCCAGACCAGCAGCGUCUGAUCUUCGCCGGCAAGCAACUGGAAGAUGGUCGCACUCUCUCUGACUACAACAUCCAGAAGGAGUCGACCCUCCACUUGGUCCUCCGUCUGCGUGGUGGUAUGCAGAUCUUCGUGAAGACCCUGACGGGAAAGACCAUUACUCUGGAGGUGGAGCCUAGUGAUACCAUUGAGAACGUGAAGGCCAAGAUUCAGGACAAGGAGGGCAUUCCUCCAGACCAGCAGCGUCUGAUCUUUGCCGGCAAGCAACUGGAAGAUGGACGCACGUUGUCAGAUUACAACAUCCAGAAGGAAUCGACCCUCCACUUGGUCCUUCGUCUGCGUGGUGGUAUGCAGAUCUUCGUGAAGACCCUGACGGGAAAGACCAUUACUCUGGAGGUGGAGCCUUCCGAUACGAUCGAGAACGUCAAGGCCAAGAUCCAAGACAAGGAGGGAAUCCCUCCAGACCAGCAGCGUCUGAUCUUCGCCGGCAAGCAACUGGAAGAUGGUCGCACUCUCUCUGACUACAAUAUCCAGAAGGAGUCGACCCUCCACUUGGUCCUCCGUCUGCGUGGUGGUAUGCAGAUCUUCGUGAAGACCCUGACGGGAAAGACCAUUACUCUGGAGGUGGAGCCUAGUGAUACCAUUGAGAACGUGAAGGCCAAGAUUCAGGACAAGGAGGGCAUUCCUCCAGACCAGCAGCGUCUGAUCUUUGCCGGCAAGCAACUGGAAGAUGGACGCACGUUGUCAGAUUACAACAUCCAGAAGGAAUCGACCCUCCACUUGGUGCUUCGUCUGCGUGGUGGUAUGCAGAUCUUCGUGAAGACCCUGACGGGAAAGACCAUUACUCUGGAGGUGGAGCCUUCCGAUACGAUCGAGAACGUCAAGGCCAAGAUCCAAGACAAGGAGGGAAUCCCUCCAGACCAGCAGCGUCUGAUCUUCGCCGGCAAGCAACUGGAAGAUGGUCGCACUCUCUCUGACUACAAUAUCCAGAAGGAGUCGACCCUCCACUUGGUCCUCCGUCUGCGUGGUGGUAUGCAGAUCUUCGUGAAGACCCUGACGGGAAAGACCAUUACUCUGGAGGUGGAGCCUAGUGAUACCAUUGAGAACGUGAAGGCCAAGAUUCAGGACAAGGAGGGCAUUCCUCCAGACCAGCAGCGUCUGAUCUUUGCCGGCAAGCAACUGGAAGAUGGACGCACGUUGUCAGAUUACAACAUCCAGAAGGAAUCGACCCUCCACUUGGUGCUUCGUCUGCGUGGUGGUAUGCAGAUCUUCGUGAAGACCCUGACGGGAAAGACCAUUACUCUGGAGGUGGAGCCUUCCGAUACGAUCGAGAACGUCAAGGCCAAGAUCCAAGACAAGGAGGGAAUCCCUCCAGACCAGCAGCGUCUGAUCUUCGCCGGCAAGCAACUGGAAGAUGGUCGCACUCUCUCUGACUACAAUAUCCAGAAAGAAUCAACCCUCCACUUGGUCCUUCGUCUGCGUGGUGGUAUGCAGAUCUUCGUGAAGACCCUGACGGGAAAGACCAUUACUCUGGAGGUGGAGCCUUCCGAUACGAUCGAGAACGUCAAGGCCAAGAUCCAAGACAAGGAGGGAAUCCCUCCAGACCAGCAGCGUCUGAUCUUCGCCGGCAAGCAACUGGAAGAUGGUCGCACUCUCUCUGACUACAAUAUCCAGAAAGAAUCGACCCUCCACUUGGUCCUUCGUCUGCGUGGUGGUAUGCAGAUCUUCGUAAAGACCCUGACGGGAAAGACCAUUACUCUGGAGGUGGAGCCUUCCGAUACGAUCGAGAACGUCAAGGCCAAGAUCCAAGACAAGGAGGGAAUCCCUCCAGACCAGCAGCGUCUGAUCUUUGCUGGUAAGCAGCUGGAAGAUGGACGCACGUUGUCGGAUUACAAUAUCCAGAAGGAAUCGACGCUUCACUUGGUCCUCCGUCUGCGUGGUGGUAUGCAGAUCUUCGUAAAGACCCUGACGGGAAAGACCAUUACUCUGGAGGUGGAGCCUAGUGAUACAAUUGAGAACGUGAAGGCCAAGAUUCAAGACAAGGAGGGAAUCCCUCCAGACCAGCAGCGUCUGAUCUUCGCCGGUAAGCAGUUGGAAGAUGGACGCACGUUGUCGGAUUACAAUAUCCAGAAGGAAUCGACUCUUCACUUGGUCCUCCGUCUUCGUGGAGGUAUGCAGAUCUUCGUGAAGACCCUGACGGGAAAGACCAUUACCCUCGAGGUGGAGCCCAGUGAUACCAUUGAGAAUGUGAAGGCCAAGAUUCAGGACAAGGAGGGCAUCCCUCCAGACCAGCAGCGUCUGAUCUUCGCCGGCAAGCAGCUGGAAGAUGGUCGCACCUUGUCGGAUUACAAUAUACAGAAGGAGUCGACCCUCCACUUGGUGCUCCGUCUGCGUGGCGGCGGCGCAGCUUAGUUUAAGUAGAAAAGCAAAUACAAAUCAAAUGGGCAUUAUUAAUUAUCGAACACUGAAAAUCAAGCUACAGAGUUGCCAAAUUUUUUAAUUUCUGCAAAAUAACACUGGACCUAAAGUAAAAAUUCCAAAUUUACAAGUUCAAGCAUUGAGCCGAUUUUACUGUGA
Drosophila virilis is the source of this 2822-nucleotide messenger RNA. It is a transcript of the gene Ubi-p63E, whose product is annotated as Polyubiquitin-63E. Gene Ontology annotation, cellular component: cytoplasm; nucleus. The record is from RefSeq and is a predicted model, not a curated record. Lineage: Eukaryota; Metazoa; Arthropoda; Insecta; Diptera; Drosophilidae. Gene Ontology annotation, biological process: modification-dependent protein catabolic process; protein ubiquitination. Gene Ontology annotation, molecular function: ubiquitin protein ligase binding; RNA binding; protein tag activity.